Molecule: messenger RNA, 1487 nt
Organism: Austrofundulus limnaeus
Lineage: Eukaryota; Metazoa; Chordata; Actinopteri; Cyprinodontiformes; Rivulidae
Gene: ddo
Product: D-aspartate oxidase
Exons: 5
Coding region: 289-1302 (337 amino acids)
Biological process (GO): D-amino acid catabolic process; L-aspartate catabolic process
Cellular component (GO): cytoplasm
Molecular function (GO): FAD binding; D-aspartate oxidase activity
Source: RefSeq, a predicted model, not a curated record
UAGGCUUGGAGACCGGAGGAUGAUUUGUAGAUCUACGGUUUCAUUUCGCUGCAGUAUAAAGGCUUUAAAUGUUUAUACACAACAUCUGCGGUGUUUGAUACUUGGAAAAACGAUUUAUAUGGAUUUCUCUUGAGUAAAUUUAAUUGUAUUUUUCUAUAUUUUGUGAAAUUCUGGAGAUUUAUUGAGAUUCUUCAGGACCUGCACCGAGCGGAUUCUUCAUAGGCUGCAUAAGCUUGUAGUGGGAAAAAGCCACAUCAGAGGUUGUGGUUCAGCUGGUCCAGGUCCAGCAUGAGGUCUGUCCGGGUUGUGGUUGUUGGAGGCGGUGUGGUGGGGUUCUCCACUGCUGUCUGCAUCUCUGAAGCUCUUCCCUCCUGCUCAGUGUGUCUGCUGGCGGACCGCUUCAGUCCUGACACCACCAGUGAUGGAGCUGCUGGGAUCGUGUUCGCUGCUCCUUUUCCAGAUAUUCCAUUGGAGAGACAAAAGCGUUGGUUCAAGGACAGCUUUGAUCACCUACUGGAGCUUGCCCAGUGCCAGGCCUCCCCCGACGCUGGUGUCAUUCUGAGCUCUGGGUGGCAGAUCUUUAAGGAUGUUCCGGCUGUUAAAAAGCCUUUCUGGUCAGAGUUUGUUAUCGGCUUCAGGUUCAUGACUGAUGGUGAACUGAAACGUUUCCCACACCACAAGUUUGGCCAAGCUUUCACCACAGUGAAAUGUGAGUGCUCCAGCUACCUGCCGUGGCUCGAGAAAAGGUUUAGGAAAGCUGGAGGCCUGGUGGAGAAGAGGAAAGUUACCAGUCUUCAAGAGUUGAGUGACUUUGACCUCAUCGUUAACUGCUCUGGUCUGGGCUCCAGAACAUUAGUUGGCGACACACAGAUGUACCCAGUGAGAGGCCAGGUCCUCAAAGUGGAGGCCCCCUGGUUGAAGCACUUCAUCAGAGACGGAGACGGACAGACCUACAUCUAUCCCGGCGUUCACAGUGUGACUUUAGGUGGGACGAGGCAGGAGGGGGACUGGCGCCUGCAGGUGGACCCAGCAGAAGCAGAAAGCAUCCUGGAGCGCUGCAGCAGACUGGAGCCUUCGCUGAGGAAAGCCAGAGUUCUCAGUGAGUGGGUAGGUCUGAGGCCAGGCAGGAGGAACCUGAGGGUGGAGCGGGAGCUGGUGCUCCUGCAGGGACGCCAGGUGCCAGUGGUCCAUAACUAUGGCCACGGGGGCUUUGGGGUCACCCUCGCCUGGGGGACGGCUUUAGAUGCUGUGGGGUUGGUCAAGCACUGCCUGAAUGAACUGCCUCUGCAGGCCAAACUGUGAUCCAGCUGCCUUCACUCUGCCAUUACCUAAUGAUAUGCACUGAAAUUAUUUCUGUAUGAGAUGCAGAGUAAAGGAACAGUUCAGCCAUUUUAAAGCUGCGUUAGUGAACCAUUAGACCAGGGGUGGGCAAUCCUGGUCCUCGAGGGCCGCAGCCCUGCACUUUAUAUUAUUUUUCUCUGCUCAAA